UGCCCCACACCUAGCCAAAACAAAAUGGGGUUUGUCAUAUCUCACCUAGUACUUUCAAGUUUUGAAGGUGGUUUUCUGUUUGCUUUUGGUGUGUUGCACUGUGGUUUUAAAGUUUUAAUUUUUGAUGAAAAUAAUCAGAACUGGGUUAUUUCACCUAGUAUGGAUUUUCACUCAGUUCUUGCAUUUUGUUCUGAAAAUUAAUACUAUGAAUUGAUACUAUGAAAGUCACAGUAUUGCUGUGAUACUGUGAAACUAUGAAAGUCAUGCGAGGAUAUGGUGAUACUGUGAAAACGUGAAAGUGUGUUUGUGUGGUAUUGGUAUGAUAAGUCUUAGCGAAAUAGGCCUAUGAAAGAAAAUCUUUUUAGGAUUCCUCUAGUCUCACUAAGUCCUACUUAUGGCGUAAUAUGAACCUUAAAGCUUUUAAUCAGUUGGUGGGGUUCCCUCGUCAGUUCUUGUAUUUUGUUCCGAAAAUUAACAUUGCCACCAGAUCACCAUAGUUGAAAACCUAUGUUUGAAAUCAUUUUUACCGGUCCCGGUCCUAAUAGAAGGGCAGUUCUGGUGCUUCGGGAUAGAGCUCUGCCAGGCGCGAACUAUGGAUUUUGAAGAUGUCGCUGGGAUCCAGUUUUGUGAAGGACAGUUCGGACUAUAAACCGAUCGAAAAAGAUCGACAUAUUUCUUAUUUCUAUGUCAGAUCUGAGAGCUACGAGCUGGUUUUCGAAAGAUCCUUCUGGAAAACCUAUAGAGACCUCAUGAAAAGUUUUCCUUCUGACAUAGUUUGAUGUGCACUGGACCUGGCGACAACCGUUUCUCAAUAUCUCAACGUCGUCCUGAGUUAUUCGAAAAGGCGCAUAGUAUCUUAUUUUUUGACUCCAAUAGUAAUUCUUUAAGUAUAACAACAUUUGGCAAAAACCCACCCUCGCAAUAUGGUUCUUUCAUUGUUUACGUAUCGAUGUGUAAGUAUGAAGAAGCAUGCGUAUAAAAAACUCCACUUUAAAACUAUACACGUGCGGUGAAAAACUAACUUUCAAAACCGUUCUCUUUGCAGUCUUCGGCAAAAAAAAUUCGAAAAUCGUUUUCUGUUCAGUUCCGUUCUCUGUAGAGCGUAGAAAUUUAAUAAGGCGCCCCCUGUUCUCCAUUCAGUCCAAACUCCGUUUUCCAAUUUUAACGAAAGCAUGAAAGUGUUAAAUGCCACUAAUAAUAUACUUUAUUCAAACGAUCAAAAAAUUACAAUUGGUGCUAUGUAAUUUAGAAAAUCAAAAUCAUUCGAACAAUCAAGAUUGAUUGAUUAUAUAUAUGUCUUUAAAAAAGAGAAUGUGUAAUUCAACUAUUUUAUAUAAAACGAUCAAAAAAGAAUGAUGGCUGUUGACAAUAAGGUACGCUUUGGAUUCUAUACAUUAAACAGUAAUAGAAAUUCAAGUCGGAAAGUCAAAAUUUUGAAAACUUCCACUUAUCAAAAUCCAUUUCUUUCAUAAACCUUAAAUUUUCACUCAUGAGUAAUUAAAAUUUCAUUAAAAUUUGACACAUAAGUUCAGUGGAAAAUAAUAAGCAUUCUUGACUAUAAUUCUAAGCAUUGUAAUAUAAUAAAAUAUAUGUCAUUUCAUCACUUCAAUAUUAUCCUGUUCUUUUUGACAAGAAAAAGAAGAAAGAAAUAACAUUUACUAACCGAAAUGACAAUAUUUUUAUAAAAUGCAAUCAAUUUUGUCGCUACUGUAAAUGGACGUGUUUUGAACCAUGUUUCACGUACUGUGUACUCUUAUUAUGUACUCUUUUCUGGCAUAGUAUGACAUAAUUGUUGCAUACUUAUUAUGUACUCUAAGUACAUCUACUGGUUCUCAAUGAACUUCGAGAACCAUAGAAUCGUUAGCCUUCACACUUUUAAUGGAUACUCUACAGACACUGCUUUUAUUUUAAAGUAAUAUUCUUUUUUGUUCUGUUUAAAAGAUUCCUCUCAGGAGAUACAAUUUAGUCCUUAGGGCGACAGUUUCACUGGAUUGGUUUCCUUUUCUUGUUCGUUAUGAUUUCUUUAAAUAAAAAGCUUAAAUCGAACUACAGGAAAAAUCCAUAGAAGAAAAGAUACGACCUUUUUACCGUAGGGUAUUCCAUGAGUGGUUUUCAUAAUUCAAUGUAGAAAUGAUUACAAUUUAAGCAGGUGUAUUACAGGAAGUGAAUAAACGUUUGUUAUAAUAUCUUUCUUUUUUAUAUAAACUUUUUUAUUUCAAUGAAGAAAUACAAAACAAAUCGAGACGUUGUCACAUUACAGUUAUAAUAUCUUGUUCAAUGUCUUAUCAAGUAUUCUUUGUCUUCAUCAUUACACAUUCUAUUCAAUCAGAAAUGUUCGAGUCUGAUAUUAAAUUAUUACCGUAUGGUACGGCAUUUCAACCGGCUAAUCCUGUUGACCUGUUAAGUGUAACAAAUAUAAAAACAUUAAUGCGUUGUGCAGCAUUGUGUAAUCGAAAUUCAUCAUGUCGUACUUUUGAUUAUAAUUCGUAUUCGAUGCAAUGCCGAUUAUUUCAGGGCGAAUUGUCAUCAGGCACAUUAAAUUCGUCAACAUUAUUAAAAUCCAGAAUAGGUGCGAUAAAUUAUCGCCCACAACUAUAUUCUCUAUUUAAUCACACAUGUGUUGAAGGGCAAAUGAAUCGUUAUCUGUUAUGCGUAAGUGGUACCGAACAAUGUCCGUCUUAUACAUUCUGGAAUGAUUAUGAUUCGAAUGAUCGUACGGACACAGAAGAUCAAGGCGAUAAUGCUGAGGAUGUGGUAGAAAAAGUUAACUAUAUGAAACAAGUUGUAGCACUUGCGAAUGAAACACAUUCAGAUGACAAACUUCGUCGAUCAUAG
Didymodactylos carnosus is the source of this 2835-nucleotide messenger RNA. NCBI's taxonomy places the organism in Eukaryota, Metazoa, Rotifera, Eurotatoria, Philodinida, Philodinidae. The record is from the annotation of a GenBank genome assembly.